This is a messenger RNA of Coprinopsis cinerea okayama7#130, 1463 nucleotides long. RefSeq lists its product as hypothetical. The record is from RefSeq and is a predicted model, not a curated record. The coding region runs from base 111 to 1463 and encodes 450 amino acids. Lineage: Eukaryota; Fungi; Basidiomycota; Agaricomycetes; Agaricales; Psathyrellaceae. The transcript is spliced from 4 exons.
GAAAUGGAUCAUGGCCAACGCAACGAUAUUACGACCCUCUGACGAUUUAACGUUCAUUCCUUCUCCUCGUUAACGACAUCACGACGUCACUCUCCUGUGUCACGCUCCUCAUGAGACGACGCUUUGAAUUUUUCAGAUCAAAGAAAAAGGCUCGUCAGCCCCCCAAUGUACAUGUUUUGACAGAAGAACACCCACAGCCAUCUAUCCUUGCCGAGUUGCACCAGUCACCAAUAUCCGAUCCAUAUGAAUCACGUCCACUUCCGCCUCUUCCUCCUGAGGCGCUAGCAACACGGGGCCCAGCGCGUUCGUCAACGGAUCCUCUGGCACCGCCUUCACGGGGAGGGUCAUCCGAAAUAUCAGACCUCUUCGCGCAUCCCAGCCGCUCACGCCGAUACCUUGCUCGAAUCAGGGGGCAGCCAACACACAGUGCCCCGAGGUACCGGGCAAACAACAACUCUGCGAAGGAUUUUGGCUUCGAGUGUCAUCUCGACCUGACGAAUGAACUUUCCCCGCCUGGGCGCUGGCGAACUCCUGUCCACAGGUCUUAUAGGCCUAGUAUGGGUGGCAUCGACGAGCACCCACAGACGGAAACAAGGUCUGCCUCUAGCAAGGGCACGCGAUCCGAUGGCGUACGUCGGACAAGCCUCGAGCCUAGCCACUUCCAUGCACCGCGACGGGUUGAAAACCAUUCUGGGUCCGCCAUUGCAGGUCCUUCCACUUCACCAAAUGCGGCGCAGGCUCGGCCCAGAAGGAAUCGGGGGCAUACACUCGACUCGAUCUUAGCCGAGCUAUUCGAAGCAACGGAACCUUCCCGAGAUCCAAUUCGGAAUUGUCGGUUAGCCAGCACGGAGUCUUCCAAAACGACCUUCGCGACUCAACUCACUUGGGUGCCUGCUCGGAUACUUGCCCCAAGGCUGCAUGCACACCAUGGUCCGCUUUCUCACACCACAGAGCAAGCUGACUCAAGGGCCCGCCAAUCGCAUGCUGAAUCCAGUUCGGUAUCAUCAUACAUCUCGGAUACAACCUCGAAGCCUAAACCAACGAACACGGUCACGCCGAUGUCGUCUCCUGGCCCUUCUGCCAACCAAUUACCUUGCAACGACUACAUCACGCUCGAAACCAAGAGGGAAACUUGGACGUCCAGAAAGGGAACCGACGAUUCAGAAGAUUGCUCUUCCAUCCGGGCACAAGUUGGCACGCGUGGAACGGUGGCUUCUGUGGAUGUCACGGAGUCCAUCGAUUCAGAUUCUUUGCUGGGUGAGGUGUUGACUAUGCGGGGCAUCGCCGUCGAGGCUCGAGACAUGUGCCGUGUGAUGGUGACGUCUGUGGAUCGGAUCGAGAGCCUCACGGAUGCCCUGUGUGAACAACAUAAGGCAAAGCUGUCGCGUCGCCUUGAACGAAGAAGAUUACGGAAUGAACUUUUGUUGGAGGGGGAUGAGACACAGACGCAAUUACUCUAUUAA